GAUUCGGUGCUCGGAAGGAUCAGCGUAUUUGUGUAUGUUUGUUACCCUGUGAGAGCUGUUUUGUUUUUUGGAGCACGUGAUCAGUGAUCAGCGACGGAUGCUAAUCGCCGAACCAUAUCCAGUUAAAUGUGAUCUCAACACUCAGCCCGCAUACAGAGGAGAAGCAGUAGUUGUGAGCAAUGGAGAGGAAAAAAGACGAAAAGAAAUGGACGCAAGUCCCAACCAAGGAGAAAAUGAAGGACGAACUUCGCGAACCGAAUCCUCGGCAAGAUGCCAAUCCGUUGUCCGUCAUGUUUUUUGCUUGGACACUGGCUGUAUUUCGAAGGGUGAAGGAAGACACGCAUUUGGAACUAAAAGACUUGUACGCACCGCUCACGGAAGAUGAAGCUAAGGCACUGGGCGAUAGACUGGAUAGGCACUGGGCGAAAAAGGUAGAAGAGAGCACUCCAGAAAAGCCACCAAGGUUGAUUUUCGUGAUGUUCCGCACGUUUUGGCGAGAAUUCAUUUUAAUUGGCGUUUUGGAUUUCCUAAGCGAACCAGUAAUCAGAAUAAUUCAGCCCUUGAUUCUCGGCCGACUGCUUCUUUAUUUCAAAGAAGGCUCGACAGUAACUUAUGAAGAAGCGUGGUUUUUAGCAGCGGCGAUUGUUUUUUUGCAAGCUGCCAACGCGAUUCUCGUCAAUCAAUAUUCGCAUAAAGCGUGGCACACGGGAUUGAAAAUGAAAGUCGCUGCUUGCUCUCUUAUGUUCCGAAAGGCUCUGCGGCUGAGUAAAACAGCCUUGGGACAAACGGCAACUGGACAAAUAGUCAAUUUAUUGGCAAAUGACGUCAGCAGAUUCGAUCUCGUUGCCUAUUUCAUUCACCUCAUGUGGACUUCCGUGUUGAUCCUCUUCAUCGUUAGUUGGAUUGUUGUGGAAGAACUGGGAACGGCUGGUCUAUACGGCGUCGCGGUGGUGUUGGUUGUGUGCCCCAUCCAGUCUUACACUGCGAGGCUUACUUCAAAGUUCAGAGGAAAAACAGCCUUCAGAACGGAUCAUCGUGUCAGGCUGAUGAGUGAAAUUAUAGACGGAAUACAGGCAAUCAAAAUGUACGCCUGGGAAAAGCCCUUUGGAGAACUGAUAGCACAAUCCAGAAGAGACGAGAUCAAAUGGAUUCGAAGAUCUUCAUUCAUUAGAGGAAUGUAUAUGACUUUCCUUAUGUUCACUACGAGAAUGGCAGUGUUUUGCACACUUCUGGCCUUUGUGCUUGCUGGAAACGUACUAUCGGCUGAUAGAGUGUUCGUGGUUUCGGCUCUAUAUGGAGUACUAGCACACGCCAUGUCGGGCGUGUUUGUUCGUGGGUUGGCCGAAUUUGCAGAAUGCUGGGUAUCCACAAACAGAAUCCAGACGUUUCUCCUUAGGGAUGAAUUUAAAGGACGUCCGUCAGACUUAUCUCACACCAUGCGUUUUGAGAUAGAGAAGAAACCAUUCAAUCAUAAUUCGAUCAGUGAAGAGAAACUCAGCCCUGAAGAGGAGAAAAUCAUCAACAGUGCAAUUUUAACAGAUGAAGAUCUCGGAAUUCUAGAUGACGGUGACAAAACACCGAGUGAAAACCCUGAACCUGGAACAGUGCUGAUUGAAAACGCAUCAGCCAGUUGGGUAAAAGGAGGCGAUGUUACGCUGAACAAAAUCAACCUACAUGCGGAGCCAGGGUCACUGGUGGCGGUGAUCGGCGCCGUCGGCUCGGGAAAAUCGUCCCUAAUCCAAGCCCUGUUGGGCGAGCUGCCUUGGAGCUCAGGUGGAGGCGGCGUGGAGGCACGUGACGUGUCAUACUCGUCGCAAGAGCCUUGGAUAUUUUCUGGAACUAUCCGCGAAAAUAUUUUAUUUGGCCGUGCAUUCGACAGACGCCGCUAUAAUCAGGUGUUGAAAGCAUGUUGCUUGCUCCCUGACAUCAAACGCAUGCGAAACGGCGACGCCACUCUGGUUGGCGAGCGGGGAGGUGCCCUCAGCGGUGGUCAGAAGGCGCGAAUCACCUUGGCCAGGGCUGCGUACUCAACUCACGUGGACGCUUAUCUGCUGGACGAGCCACUCGCUGCCUUGGACGUCAACGUUGCGAAACACGUGUUCGAGGACUGCAUUGACGGGCUGCUAAGGGGUACGACUCGUAUUCUGGUAACCAACCAGUUGCACCUCUUGCGGAAGGUCGAUAUCAUUCUGGUCCUCCACAACGGCGCCAUCCUGACUAAGGGCACCUUUGACCAACUGAUCAAGUCCCAGGGAAUAUUUUCUGAAGUGAUUGGCGAGCCUGCCGGCGACGACUUGGGCUGCGACGAUGAGGGAAGGGCUCAAACGCCGCUCAAGUCCAUUCUAAGACAGAUUUCCAGCUCAUCCCAACAGAGUCUGCAGGCCAUCAAGGACGAUGAGUCCUUGUACCAGGCGAGCGAAACGGAAAAAGAGGAGGAGGCGAACGAAGAAAUCACGGACGAGGGUGCAGUCAGUUUCUCAACGUAUAAAGAGUAUCUUUCAAUGGGCGGCUCUUGCUUCGCGAUUUGGUUCGUCGUGUUUCUUUUCAUUGCGGCCCAAGUUGCCGCCAGCGCAGCAGACAUGUGGGUAGCCUUCUGGACCACCACGGAGCAAAAAAGAGCAUCUCUGACGGAGGAGGAAGAAGGAGCCGAUGCUAGAUUAAUGACCACGGACACGAGCAUUUUAAUUUACGGGUCAAUCAUUGUGAUCCUAUUUAUUACUGCGUUGAGCAGGUCAUUUUUGUUUUACGUUCUAUCCAUGCGAUCGUCAAUUCGCCUCCAUGAAAAAAUGUUCACGUCAUUGGUGCGGGCACCGAUGUACUUUUACUCCUGGAACCCCGCUGGCCGAAUAUUGAAUAGAUUCGCGAGGGAUUUGAGCAACAUAGAUGAAAAACUGCCCAAGGAAUCGCUGGACACAAUCCAGUUCUCGAUUGCAAUGGCCGCGUGUAUGCUGGUGGCUGCUUACGUCAAUAUUAUUUUCCUCAUUCCCGUCGCACUGAUGGCUUUUAUUUCGUACAAGUCGAGGAGGCGAUAUUUGACCGUCUCCCGACAGAUCAAAAGGCUGGAAAAUACGGCCAGAAGUCCGGUCUACUCGCUGCUCGCUGACGUUUUAAAUGCAUUGCCCACCGUCAGAUCAAUGAAGGCAGAGAAAAUGUUAAUUCAACGGGUGGAGGACUACCAGGAUACCCACAGUGCCGCCUGGUACCUGUAUUUCUCUAUCAGCCAUUCGUUUGGCUUCACGCUGGACCUGUUUGUGGUCUUGUUCAUCGCGUUUAUCACGUUCAGCUUUUUACUAACCGACCAGAACGAUGAAAAUACAAGUGCGAUGGCCGGCUUGGCCAUUACUCAAAUAAUUAUGAUGACUGCCCUUUUGAAUUGGGCCAUGCGCCAGUCGGCUGAGGUGGAGAAUGUAAUGACUUCAGUGGAGCGGGCACUUGAGUACACUAAACUGGACCAAGAGCCGCAACCCGUGAUUUCAGAUCCUGUGCCUAAGAACUGGCCCUUUGCAGGCGGGGUGAACUUCAAUGGCACAAGUCUGAGAUACACCCCUGACCAACCGCUGGUGCUGAAAGAUCUAGUGCUGAACAUAGAGCCCGGUUACAAAGUGGGGAUCGUGGGCAGGACUGGCGCCGGUAAAUCCUCCCUGAUAAACGCCCUGUUCAGAUUGGCACCCUUGGAGGGUGCAGUUUUAAUCGACGCGGUCAACACGAGCAGCCUCACACUGGAGGACUUGCGCUCCAAGAUUUCAAUCAUUCCGCAAGAUCCAGUUCUUUUCUCAGGAACGCUCAGAUACAACCUUGAUCCCUUUGGCGAGUACCCUGAUUACCUUUUGUGGCGAGCACUGGAAGACGUCGAGCUAAAAGACGUUGUAACUGAAAUCGCUGGGCUUGACAGUCUAGUCGCAGCUGGUGGAUCUAAUUGGAGUGUAGGACAAAGGCAACUUUUGUGUCUCGCAAGAACAAUUUUGAGGAGAAACAAAGUUUUGGUCCUGGACGAGGCCACUGCAAAUGUCGAUCCUAAAACUGACGCACUCAUCCAAAAAACAAUAAGGAAACAAUUUCAAGACUGUACUGUUCUGACAGUCGCUCAUCGUCUCAACACAAUAAUGGAUUCAGACAGGGUUUUAGUAAUGGCUGAUGGGAAACUAAUGGAGUAUGGGGCGCCCUAUGAACUAUUGCAAGUGGAAAACGGAAUGUUCCGACGCAUGAUUGACGAAACCGGUUUUCACUCGGCCAAGACCUUGGAGAAAAUAGCCAGAGAGAAAUUCGAGAAAGAUUUGGUGAAUGAAAGUGCUGAUGCCAACACAGGCUCGCUGUCGCCGUGAUAAUUAUGACAAGACUGAUACAAAUUUUCCAGCCACAAAGUAAAUAGUGGCGAUAAGGAACGGUGGAAUAAGGGAGAUGUUAUAUUAUGUCAAUUAACUGGUGUCUCAUUAAACAAAACUUACUGCAGUCGAAAAA
Messenger RNA from Cloeon dipterum, 4458 nucleotides. RefSeq names its product ATP-binding cassette sub-family C member 4-like. The record is from RefSeq and is a predicted model, not a curated record. Gene Ontology annotation, biological process: transmembrane transport. Bases 180 to 4322 code for a protein of 1380 amino acids. NCBI's taxonomy places the organism in Eukaryota, Metazoa, Arthropoda, Insecta, Ephemeroptera, Baetidae. Gene Ontology annotation, molecular function: ABC-type transporter activity; ATP binding; ATP hydrolysis activity. The transcript has 16 exons. Gene Ontology annotation, cellular component: membrane.